AUGAUGCCAUCUGACCUGUGUCUGCUCCUCCUGUGGCUGGUGCUGGGCCUGGAGAUGAAGGGUAACGGUGCUGGAAAAGCAAAAGCUGUUGUACGUCCCCCCUGGGCUCCUGUGUAUGCCCGGGUGCCCUACCCCAUGGUCUGCCCUCCUGUGGGAAGAGAAGGAGAUGUUCCACGGGCAGCUGCCCUCCAGAGUGUACAAAGCCUAAAAUGUAAUUGUUUCUAUCUAUCCAUCUCCACAUGCAUUUUGUUUUUAUUCCAGGUACAUAAAUCUCUGCCCUUUGAGGUUCUUCAGCAGAUGGAUGCUGGUCUGAUUAAGGUGUUGAUAACGGGUAUUACUAAUGGGAGCACAGUGGUAAGUUUCAAUUUACUGAUUGCAGAAGAUGUGGAUAUCUACUACAUCAUCACCACUUUUCGUGAUGCCUUUGAACACAGCUCCUAUUUCACAGUUGACAAGAGCAAUCUCUCCAUAAAUGAUUAUGAUGAGUGCAAAAGCGAAGAAGAUGACUGCUCCCCAGAUGCAUCGUGCCAUAACACACUUGGGUUUUACCGGUGCAGCUGCAAUGAAGGAUUUGCUGAUGUGCAUCCAGAAAGGCCUGGAAGAAGCUGUGAAGCAUUUCCUGUCAGCCAAGAGGCAACACUGACGGAUGAGAGACCUGUACACAGCACACUUUUACCUGCAACAUCAUUGCAAACUUCAACUUAUGUUUCCUCCCCUGCUUCAUUGGACUUCUCUACUGCUGAGCACAAAGCUCCGGAGGACACCGUGUUCUCCAGCGUGGUGCUGCCUCCUCUCACCACAAAUUCUGUGUCAACUCCUGACGUUUCUCCUCAAGCAUCUCCUGUCCCCGUCGUUAAACCUUCCCAGGAGAUUUCCAUUAAAGAUGCAGUGAGAGUGUUCUGUGAAAUAGAGAAGAUUGUCCUUGCUAUCCAGAAGAGAUUUUUACAGCAGGAGUCUAUCCCGGAAACCUCCCUGUACCUGGGGGAGCCUCGCUGCAAUGUGAGCAUCAGCAACGGCACUCACGUUGUGCUGCAGGCAGGCUGGAACGACUGUGGCACUGAAGUUGAGACUAACAUGACUAAUACCAUAGUGAAAACCAUCCUUCGGAAUGACAUUUCUGCUCAGGGAGUAAUCCACCAUUUAAAAGUUGCCAGUCCCAUUCACUGUGUGUUUCAAAACGAUCUCUUGACUUCCUCUGGAUACACUGCAGAAGGACUUUACACCAUCUUUGAGGAUUUGCAUGGAUCUGGACACUUCAGAACAGAAAUGCAGUUGUUUAUUGGAAACUCCCCAAUACCAAAAAAUUUCAGUGUCUCUGCCAGUGAUGAUGUACUGAUUGAAGUGGGGAUCCAGAGAGCAGACAGCAAACUCAAGGUGGUCCUCACUGACUGCUGGGCGACUCCAACUAAUAAUUCAGUGGAUCCCUUCUCGUUUGCUUUUAUCAGCAACAGCUGUCCCAUCCCAAAUACGUACACCACACUGCUAGAGAAUGGGAAUUCAAACAAAGCACAGUUUAAGAUGAAAAUUUUUUCCUUUGUCAACAAUUCUGUAGUUUACCUACACUGCAAAAUGCGUAUUUGUAUGGAGACACCAGGAAAAACCUGCAGGACGAGAUGCCAUGCGGUUCGAUCCCUGAAGACUGGUGAAACCAUCGCUGCGUACAGAACAUCUUGGGGACCCCUAUGUAAAUCAGCUGCAUCCGAUUUGAAGGGAGAGAAGGAGGCUGGACUGGAAGUUGGAUACAUCAUCCUCAUUGCCUUUACUGUGUUUGUCUUUGUGCUGGGAGUUGUGAGCCUUCUCAUUUUCCAGUACCAGCGAAAGACGGGAAGAUACAACUUCAGAAUCAAGUCUGACAACUUCAGCUACCAAGUGUUCUACGAUUAG
Molecule: messenger RNA, 1884 nt
Organism: Fulmarus glacialis (Northern fulmar)
Lineage: Eukaryota; Metazoa; Chordata; Aves; Procellariiformes; Procellariidae
Product: uromodulin-like 1
Exons: 9
Coding region: 1-1884 (627 amino acids)
Cellular component (GO): cell surface
Molecular function (GO): calcium ion binding
Source: RefSeq, a predicted model, not a curated record